Messenger RNA from Microcebus murinus (gray mouse lemur), 2917 nucleotides. The record is from RefSeq and is a predicted model, not a curated record. Lineage: Eukaryota; Metazoa; Chordata; Mammalia; Primates; Cheirogaleidae.
GGGGCUCAGGCCGCCGCCGACAGGUGUUGGCUGCCACCACCGAGGACACCAUGAGCCAGUCUGGGUCCCUGAGCUGCUGCCCCGGUGCCGCCAAUGGCAGCCUGGGCCGGUCGGAGGGUGUGGCCAAGAUGAGCCCCAAGGACCUGUUUGAGCAGAGGAAGAAGUACUCCAACUCCAACGUCAUCAUGCACGAGACCUCCCAGUACCACGUCCAGCACUUGGCCACCUUUAUCAUGGACAACAGCGAGGCCAUCGUGUCCGUGGAUGACGCCAUCCGGAAGCUGGUGCAGCUGAGCUCCAAGGAGAAGAUCUGGACGCAGGAGAUGCUGCUGCAAGUGAACGACAAGUCGCUGCGGCUGCUGGACAUCGAGUCUCAGGAGGAGCUGGAGAACUUCCCCCUGCCCACGGUGCAGCACAGCCAGACGGUGCUCAACCAGCUGCGCUACCCCUCCGUGCUGCUGCUGGUGUGCCAGGACCCCGAGCAGAGCAAGCCCGACGUGCACUUCUUCCACUGCGACGAGGUGGAGGCAGAGCUGGUGCAGGAGGACAUCGAGAGCGCGCUGGCCGACUGCAGGCUGGGCAAGAAGAUGCGGCCACAGACGCUGAAGGGACACCAGGAGAAGCUUCGGCAGCGGCAGUCCAUCCUGCCCCCGCCCCAGGCCCUGGCCCCCAUCCCCUUCCAGCGCCACAAGGACUCGGCUUCUGCCAAGAACCGGGUGGGCCUGCCAGAGCUGCUCAGCGAGCCAGGCUUCCGCCGCCGGGAGUCGCUGGACGAGGAGCCGCCGCGGGCCGUGCUGGCUCAGAAGAUAGAGAAGGAGACGCAAAUCCUCAACUGCGCCCUGGACGACAUCGAGUGGUUCGUGGCGCGGCUGCAGAAGGCGGCCGAGGCGUUCAGGCAGCUCAACCAGCGGAAGAAGGGCAAGAAGAAGGGCAGGAAGGGGCCGGCAGAGGGCGUCCUCACGCUGCGAGCCCGGCCCCCCCCUGAGAGCGAGUUUGUGGACUGUUUCCAGAAAACCAAGCUGGCCAUCAACCUGCUGGCCAAGCUGCAGAAGCACAUCCAGAACCCCAGCGCGGCCGAGCUCGUGCACUUCCUCUUCGGGCCUCUGGACCUGAUCGUCAACACCUGCGGUAGCCCGAACAUCGCGCGCUCCGUCUCCAGCCCCCUGCUUUCCCGAGACGCCGUGGGCUUCCUGCGCGGCCACCUGAUCCCCAAGGAGAUGCAGUUGUGGGAGUCGCUGGGGGAGACCUGGACGCGGCCCCGCGCCGAGUGGCCACAGGAGCCGCAGGUGCCCCUCUACGUGCCCAAGUUCCACAGCGGCUGGGACCGCCUGGAAACGGCUGCGGGAGGCCCCUGGGAGGCCACAGCCCCGGCCAAGCAAGGCAGCCCGUGCCGGAGACUGUCCUUACGAAACUCCCAGAAGCACGGCCAUGCUUUGGAGCCCACAGCCCCAGGGGACCCUCUACCACCAGUCAGCGCCCCACACACUCACAGGGGCUACCAGCCAACACCAGCCAUGGCCAAGUACGUCAAAAUCCUCUACGACUUCACGGCCCACAAUGCCAAUGAGUUGUCGGUGCUCAAGGAUGAGGUGCUGGAGGUGCUGGAGGACGGGCGGCAGUGGUGGAAGCUGCGCAACCGCAGCGGCCAGGCGGGCUACGUGCCCAGCAACAUCCUGGACGAGGUGCGGCCCGAGGACGCGGGCGCCGCCCUGGAGCAGGCCAGUCCGAAAUACUGGGGCCCCGCCAGCCCGACCCACAAGCUGCCCCCGACCUUCGCGGGGAACAAGGACGAGCUGAUGCAACAGAUGGACGAGGUCAACGACGAGCUGGUCAAGAAAAUCAACUACAUCAAGGCGAAGCCGGCCGGGCAACCGCGCGUGGAUCGCGCUCCGCCCGCGCGCCCGCCACUGUCCUACGAGUCGGGCCCCGGCGAGGUCCGCGCCUGGCUGGACGCCAAGGCCUUCAGCGCCGGGACCGUGGAGAACCUGGGCAUCCUGACCGGGCCGCAGCUCUUCUCGCUCAGCAAGGCCGAGCUGAGGAAGGUGUGCGGGGAGGAGGGCGCCCGCGUGUACAGCCAGCUCACCGUGCAGAAGGCUCUGCUGGAGAAUCAGCAGAGCGGGUCGGAGCUGGAGGAACUCAUGAGCAAGUUUUAUUCCAAGAACCAGAGGAGGGCGGAGGACAGCUAGACCUCGCGGCCCCGCAGCGCCUCGGCAGGCAGCGGGGAGGCCACGCCUGCAGCGGCCCUUCGGCGCGUGGAGUAUUAUUUUUAUAUGUGUAUGUAUUUUGUACCAAGGACGCGGAUGGGCUGUGGGGCCGGGCGGGGGCCCCCGCACCUGCCUGGCCCAGGGGUACCCGGCGCCCCAGCCCACAGCAAGGCGGACCUCAGCCAAACCCAGGCCCCUCGGUGCCAGCCCCGCAUCUGCCUGCUCUGAGGCCGCAGAACUCCCCAGGCGGGGCGGGGCCUCCUCCUCUGUGAUGCCCCCCUGUCUUCACCUGCUCCCACGUCUACCUGUACCCAGCUGCACCCCCACACCCCAGAGCAGGCCAGAGCUCCCACCCGGCUGGGCUGGUGACCUGGGCUUCAGAGGUGGCCUCCACACCCACCCCUUGUGCUGCGGCUCCCCAGGGGCACUGGGGCUCCAGGACACGAAGCCCUGGGCGCCAUGCUGGGAUGGGGACACACGCUCACCCCUCCCCCGUCAGGGACACAAGCGCGGGCAUCAGACACCCCCACCGCCCACCCCACGGAGCCCGCCCCAGGAACCCUCUCUGACCAAGUCCUAGGCCAGCUGAGCCCUGCGACCUAUGCGGGGGAGGGGGGGCCGGGGUGUCUUUGCGCGCUGGACCGGGAGCCGCCCCCCAGAGCUGAGAGGUGGCGGAGGCUCCACAGCUAUGGUAUUAAACCGGUCGUCUCCUA